Molecule: messenger RNA, 618 nt
Organism: Euleptes europaea (tarantolino)
Lineage: Eukaryota; Metazoa; Chordata; Lepidosauria; Squamata; Sphaerodactylidae
Gene: ODF1
Product: outer dense fiber of sperm tails 1
Exons: 2
Coding region: 1-618 (205 amino acids)
Cellular component (GO): outer dense fiber
Source: RefSeq, a predicted model, not a curated record
AUGGCAUCGCUCUGUCAGGCUCUGGAAACUGUGAGGCGAGAUUUAAGGCGAACUGACAGAGAAAUCAAGAGGCGCUUAAGACUCAUGGACAUGCAUUGCUGCCAUACCUUGUGCAACCGCCAUCUGCACUUACAUUGCCUCUGUGACGUAAGUCUCCACCCACAUUGCUGCUGUUCUCUCCAUCCGUAUCCACACUGCCUCUGUAGCACCUUGUGCUGCAGCCCAUGUCGAAUACCAUGCCUCUCAGCGCUGGAGAGGAGAGCUAUUCGAGCUAGAAUAGAAGCUGAGCAAGAACUGGCCAGGAUUCGAAGAAGGGUUGCUAAGAUGCUGGCAUCAUCCGCUCGUCCAAAGCUUUUAGCUUUAAUGGACGUUAAGGGUUUUGAUCCAGAGGACAUUACUGUUAAAAUACAAGAUGGGAAAGUCAAAGUGUCAGCUGAACAUGAGGAAGAAUUUAAGACCUGCCAAGGAAAGGAGUACAACUACUCAACAGUCACCAAGGAGAUCAUAUUGCCACCUGGAGUGAAUGAUGAUGACAUCACUUACUCCAUAGGGCCUACCAGUCUUGUAAGAAUAGAAUCUCCACGCCCAUGUCCUCCUUGCCUGCUGAGUUUGCUUUGA